GGCGGGAGGAGCCGCUCUAGGCGCGCGGGAGGCGUUACUCCCCGCCGGGCGUCGCUGCCAUGGCAACCUGGCGCGGAGCUGGCCAGUGGGGCUCCGGUAGCCGCGGUACGACAGGGAGCUGGAGCAACGGAACAGAAACCCCCGGCAAGAAGGAAAAGACAAUUAAGCUGCCCUCCUUGACAAUUGCAGAGGAGCCUAUGCCCGUUUCAGGUGUUCUGCAAGGAGAUGACAUCCAGGCGCUUGCAAUUAAGGUGGAGGACCUCAAGAAACUCCAUGUUCCACACCCUCCCCGUGAUGCUAGGAAGCAUCCAGUUAAGAAGGAAUAUCUCGUUCGAAAAUACCGACCCAAAGAGACAAAGAAGACAACAGAACUCCUUGUAGCAUAUCCUGCCUGCCCAAAGGCACCCAGUGAAACACAGACUUUUUCUGCACCAGAACUGUUUGGUGGUGGCUGUGAAAAGAUUCUCCCCCAUCACAUUUUGGGAAGUCUCCAGGAAUUCAAGGAGGAAGCCUUGGCCAGAGGAAACACUCAGUUAGCAGAUCUUAUUGAGGCUUCUUGUCAAGAUGUUACUGCAGCAGCUUUAAAGGAGGAACAUGGAGGAAAAAAGAAAGCUCAUCAGCCCCCACCAGCAGAGCACAAAGCUCUCAAGAACUGGGACCAUCAUAUGACAAUCAGGAAAAAGCAGGAGAAAUAUCUAGGAGAAAUUCUUCAGAGGCCAGGGAUCAGUAAAGGGCAGCCUUUUACAUCUGUCUCAACAGAGCCAUCUGUGUGUUCCAUCCCUUCUGACAAGUCAGAGAUCCUCAGUGACUCAGGUGACAGCUCCAGUGUGGCUCCAGAAGGAGUAGAGGGUCCAUCUUUAGUUUUCUGUGGCCAACCUGCUCGUUGGAUCGACGGCACCACUUCUCGCCGGGCUGAAGUUGGCAUUGCUGCCCGGCUCAACUUUGAGACUUUGGUUGGUGAGAAAGCUGAAAGCUCCCUGACGGUGAGCAAUGAUGGCACAACUGCCAUCUGGUAUGACUGGAUGAGGCUUCCCCAGAGGAUUCCCUCCAGAGAAACUACGAAGAUAAGGACACCGCGUUUUUACUUUGAUAUCAGAUCAGGUGUAAUGUUGCCUGGGGAAACUAGGACGUUUUCCUUUAUUUUCAAGUCAGAGAGAGUGGGCAUUUUCAGUGAGGCCUGGGAAUUUAGGACACGUCCCCUGUUAUUAGGAGGAGCUCUGCUGCAGGUGACCCUUUGGGCAAUUGCUGUCUCUGAGGAUGUAUUUGCUGACCGCAGAGAGAAACCGGAGGUAACCAAGCAGAUUGAGCUGGCCAUUCGAGAAGGUGCUGCUAUAGUAGAAGAGUUUCUGAAGAAACGUCUUAAACAACGUCGUGUCCGGACCUCAGAGCGUUCCCCGUCUCCUGUGGAUGUCACAGAGGAGGAGUUGUUCCACUGCAAGAAUCCCGAGUUCCAUUAUCAGCAUCAAGUGGUAAAGCAGCUGCAUGAACUAUGGAGACAGUACAUAACUGUUCCUUCAGCCUCUGAGGAUAAAGUGUCCUCAGACCAGAAGAGCACUGUGGAGGGCACCCAGCUCCGGGAGAGGAUCUUGAAGGCUCUCCUUCCUCAGAGGAGCACCACAGCGGUCCCAGGCAUGAAGAACACCCUUGAGGAGACAUCCUCAGGAUGGAACCUCUCUUUGGAUGACUUUAAGCAGGCUAUAAAGUCCAUCCCCGAGGAGGAGCGGCGAGAAGAAGCACUGGCCCAGCUCAAUAAGGCAGCACGGGAGCUGCGUCUUCAACAGAGACCAACUCAGACAGACCUUUUGUAUCAAACCUGCCUCCUACUGUGGCGUCAAACAAUUGAUGAUAUGGUGAGUCACUCCAUGAGGCUGAGAUCCCUGCUUGGCUUGCCUGAGAAGAAAACCAUCUAUGUAGAUGAUGAUCCAGAGGAAACGGUCGUGGAAGUUAAGCAACCUGUAGAAGGAAAAAAGGAAGACAGAAUAACCAUUAGGAAAGAAGAGAGGAAAUUAGCUGUUGGUAAGGAUAGAGAAGGCAAAAAAAGAACACCGAAGACGGCAGGGACAGAGAAAGAGGAACAACCAAGCAGCAGAAAGUUAGAAGAUGUGACAAAGAUGAUAUCUUCCAUUCCAUUGCUGGAAGUGGAAGAGGGAGCACAGCCCCUGGAAGUUCUAACUGCAGAUCAAGUAGAACCUCCACCUGAGGAGGUGGACCCUGCUCUGUUUCGGAAAUACCAGGAAAAGCUUUAUGUUGAAGUUUAUGGGCUGCUGGGCUCCAUGGUGAGCAAGAUGGUUGCUUUGUUCGAGGACUUAGAGAGAGAAGAUGCUCUGAAGUGGGAGAGCAAAGCCAUUUGUGACUAGAAAUAGACAUCCUUUUACAAAAUAAAUAAAUAACCAUAUUUACACAGA
Messenger RNA from Calidris pugnax (ruff), 2405 nucleotides. It is a transcript of the gene MYCBPAP, whose product is annotated as MYCBP associated protein. The transcript is spliced from 16 exons. The coding region runs from base 60 to 2357 and encodes 765 amino acids. The record is from RefSeq and is a predicted model, not a curated record. NCBI's taxonomy places the organism in Eukaryota, Metazoa, Chordata, Aves, Charadriiformes, Scolopacidae.